UAGAACGAAUAGGAAGAUUGGACGGCUGAGAUUAAUCUGUGGGGUAAACGGGGUGGAUAUUAGGAGGGUUGAGCGAGGCGCAAGGAUCUGUGCGGCAGGUGUGGACCGCGCUUCGGCUCUGCAGGGAUCACCUUGCUUCUGGGAAGCUGCCGGCUACUGUCAGACGGACGGCGGAGAGAGAGCAGAGCGGAGCGAGUAGUCAUAUUGCCGACACACCCAGCUACACAGGUCAACAUGUCUAAACCCCAUGCAUCAGAGGCCGGUAGUGCCUUUAUCCAGACUCAGCAGCUGCAUGCCGCAAUGGCAGACACCUUCUUGGAGCACAUGUGCCGCCUGGACAUUGACUCUGAGCCCAUUGUAGCACGUAACACCGGCAUCAUCUGCACCAUUGGCCCAGCAUCCCGCUCAGUGGAAAUACUAAAAGAGAUGAUAAAAUCUGGAAUGAACGUCGCCCGUCUCAACUUUUCCCAUGGGACACAUGAGUACCAUGCAGGAACAAUCGCAAAUGUACGUGAAGCCACAGAGAGCUUUGCUUCUAACCCGAUCCUGUACAGACCAGUGGCUGUUGCAUUAGACACUAAGGGACCAGAAAUUCGCACCGGGCUGAUCAAAGGAAGUGGAACUGCAGAAGUUGAACUAAAGAAGGGGGCAACCCUUAAAGUGACCCUUGACGAUGCCUACCAGGAAAAAUGUGAUGAAAAAGUUCUAUGGGUUGAUUACAAGAAUAUUACCAAAGUGGUGCAGCCUGGCAGCAAGAUUUAUGUAGACGAUGGACUUAUUUCCCUGCUUGUUAAAGAGAUUGGCUCUGACUAUGUUUUGACGGAGGUAGAGAAUGGAGGGUCUCUUGGCAGCAAAAAGGGAGUCAACCUACCUGGAGCUGCAGUAGACUUGCCAGCUGUUUCCUCCAAGGAUAUCGAGGAUCUUAAGUUUGGACUUGAACAAGGAGUAGAUAUGGUCUUUGCAUCCUUUAUCCGCAAGGCAGCUGAUGUACAGGCUGUUCGAGAAGUUUUGGGGGAGAAAGGAAAGAACAUCCAAAUUAUAAGCAAGAUAGAGAACCAUGAGGGAGUACGAAGAUUUGAUGAAAUAUUAGAAGCUAGUGAUGGCAUCAUGGUUGCCCGUGGAGAUCUAGGUAUUGAGAUUCCAGCAGAAAAAGUGUUCCUUGCUCAGAAGAUGAUGAUUGGUCGCUGCAAUCGUGCUGGUAAACCCGUGAUCUGUGCCACACAGAUGCUGGAGAGCAUGAUCAAAAAGCCACGCCCAACUCGUGCUGAAGGCAGCGAUGUCGCCAACGCAGUCUUGGAUGGGGCAGACUGUAUCAUGCUUUCAGGGGAAACUGCUAAGGGAGACUACCCACUGGAGGCAGUACGCAUGCAGCACGCUAUUGCUCUGGAGGCCGAGGCUGCCGUUUUCCACCGCCAACUCUUCGAGGAAAUUUCCCGUCUCACCGUUAGCUCCAGGCACCCUGCAGAAGCGAUGGCUGUAGGCGCAGUGGGGGCAUCUUUUAAAUGUUUAGCAAGUGCGCUGAUAGUUCUGACAGAGUCUGGCAGGUCUGCACACCUGGUCGCUCGGUAUCGUCCACGUGCUCCAAUUAUAGCUGUGACCCGUAAUGGACAAACAGCACGGCAAGCACAUCUGUACCGUGGUAUCUUCCCUGUACUAUACAAGGAGCCAGUAAAUCAGGCCUGGGCAGAAGAUGUGGAUCGUAGAGUCAACUUUGCUAUGGACAUUGGUAAAGCCCGUGGUUUCUUCAAGACCGGAGACUCUGUCAUCGUGCUUACUGGCUGGCAGCCAGGUUCUGGCUUCACCAACACCAUGAGGGUGGUUCCAGUUUCCUAAAUGUUACAAUAUUCCAGCAGCUCUCGCCCCUCAUGUUUAUGCACUUAGAAUGUUCUUUUUUUCCCAUUACAAAAGUACACAUUGGCAGCCAGUUAGCCCAUUUCUUUGUAUAGGACAGAGGCACUACUGUGUGUGUGUGUGCGCAUAGCACCGUUCUGCUGCUCAAUACACUCCCUUUAGUAAUAGUCGAUUCUAAGAAGUGCUGCACUCCAAGGGAAAAGAUUUAGCGCUGCUUGUGCUCACACUUCUCUCUCCUAGUGUCCCAUAUCCCAGUGUGCUGUAAGUGUCCUUUUGUGUCGUCUUUGGGCCACUGUGUAGCUUGUGGUGUGGUAAUGGGAAUGGUUCUAUCCCAUCUUAUCAACAACUUGCCAGCAAUGUGCUGCGUUUAGUGUUAAAUAAAACCAUGCUAUUGAGUA
Hyla sarda is the source of this 2249-nucleotide messenger RNA. It is a transcript of the gene PKM, whose product is annotated as pyruvate kinase M1/2. Gene Ontology annotation, molecular function: magnesium ion binding; potassium ion binding; pyruvate kinase activity. Bases 235 to 1833 code for a protein of 532 amino acids. Gene Ontology annotation, cellular component: cytoplasm. The transcript is spliced from 11 exons. Gene Ontology annotation, biological process: cellular response to insulin stimulus; glycolytic process. The record is from RefSeq and is a predicted model, not a curated record. NCBI's taxonomy places the organism in Eukaryota, Metazoa, Chordata, Amphibia, Anura, Hylidae.